AUGGAUAGGUUUGGCCAGAAUAUGACUGCACAAGUCAUACGUGACGAAGGAAACAUUCACGUUGUCAAUCUAUCCAGGGUUGGCAUACCACUUGAUGAGGCAAAAGUUGCUUCAGAAUGGAUUGCGAAGGCUUUUGCACAAGCACCUGCGGAACCAGCAUUGGCAAUCUUCUUCGGUCCAGCGUCAUACGAAGAAAACAGAGAAAUGCACGAAGCGUUUUGGGCAUCCCAUCUCGGGCGAGUAGCAAAGUCUGGCGUAUUGCUGGGAGCUCUGAAUUCCGAGGGCUGGCAGGGCUUCCGAUGUCUUUUCCCUCCAGGCCAAGGUUGGCAGCCAUAUAGUGUCGAAUAUGAUACUGGGGUCGAUGAUAACUGGGAGCGCUUUCUUGAGCUUACGGGCAAAGAGGCGUACAUGAACAGAGUACAAGAAUGGGGUCGCUUGACCGGCAAGACUCACAGAGAGCUAGACUUGACCGUUGACCAAUUCUUUACAACCUCAAUGAUCGUUGUUAACAAUCAACACCAAGGUAUCGGCCGAUUGCUCGACGAGGCAGCACGCGAAAUCGUACACAGCCACGACACGAAACUCUUCGUUCGUAUCCAUGAACACAUCGUAAGAGCCAUUGGCACACAGACCAGUGAUCACGAUGGCUAA
Molecule: messenger RNA, 651 nt
Organism: Fusarium sp. VM40
Lineage: Eukaryota; Fungi; Ascomycota; Sordariomycetes; Hypocreales; Nectriaceae
Source: the annotation of a GenBank genome assembly